AUGGCUCUAAAGGAUAGGCUAAACGUGGUGAACUCUAAGAAGAUUUGCAGCAAUUGCUUCCGUGGAAAUCAUUUUGUCCGCAAGUGUUCCUCUAACUUUUCCUGUCGUAUUUGCCAAAAACGACACCACACUUUGUUGCACCCUGGAUUCGAAACGUCGGUGGCAAGUAAUGGUCAAAUUAAUCAAGGUACAGUUCAAGGUCAAAGUACUCAGUCCAAUCCUGUUUCCAACGCUGUUCUGCGAAGAGAAGUCGAAAUAAGCGAUAAUGUUGCCAAAGCCCCUGCUUCUUUCAACACAGUAUCGGAUACACAAACUGUAAAUGUGUUCCUUUCUACGGUCGUGCUCAUCGUUGUUGACAAAUAUGGGAGAGAGCACCUAGCACGAGCACUACUAGAUUCGGGUUCACAAUGCUGUUUGAUGAGUGAACGCCUUUGUCAACAACUGCGAUUGGUUCGGCAACGGAUAAAUCAACCGAUCUGCGGCGUUGGUGAAUCACAGAUUAGAGCAUUCGGUUUAGUGUCCACCGAAAUUCGAUCGAGGCUCGACGAAUUUUCGGUUUCCUUGAAUUGUUUGGUACUUCGUAACAUAACUACAAGCCUGCCUGCUGUAACAGUUUCAAAAACCAAUUGGAUCAUACCCGAGGGCAUCAAUCUUGCAGACCCAGACUUCAAAGUAUCAAGAAAAAUAGAUAUGAUCAUCGGAGCGGAGUAUUUUUAUACAUUCCUGAAGGGUGGCCGGAUCAGUUUAGGGAAAUCAUCACCUACGCUUGUGGAAAGCGUGAUUGGCUGGUUAGUGUCUGGAAAAUCGUCCUAUGAAUCAAUAACCCACACUCCGUUAUGUAAUAUUUCUACGUUGGAGUCACUCGAUACAAACAUCGAGAAAUUUUGGCGCAUUGAGGAGAUAAAUACAAAAAUUUUGUCACCAACAGAACAGCACUGUGAGGAGUACUACAAACAUUCAGUAUCCCGCGAUUUGACAGGAAGAUAUACAGUAAAAUACCCUAAACGAGAAGCGUUUCCCCAAAUGAUUGGUGAAUCCUAUCAAAAUGCAUUGCGACGAUUGGGAAAUCUUGAAAGAAAACUAGAUCGAGAUGAGCAAUUGAAGGAGAGAUAUUACGCGUUCAUGAAGGAAUUUGUAGACCUUGGGCAUAUGCGUGAAGUAUUACCAGACGAAGAACCACCAAUUAUUUGUUAUUUGCCCCACCAUCCUGUGGUGAAAGAGUCCAGCACGACCACCAAGGUCCGUGGUGUGUUUGAUGCGUCAGCCAAGACCAGUUCCGGUUAUUCCCUAAAUGAUGCAUUUCUAGUAGGCCCCGUUAUCCAAGACGAGUUGUACGCGAUUGUCCUGCGGUUUCGUAAAUAUCGAGUAGUUUUACUGGCAGAUAUUGAGAAGAUGUAUCGGAUGAUACGCAUUCAUCCUGACGAUUUGUUUCUCCAAUGUGUGCUCCUUCGUUUCGGCAAAGAUCAACCUAUUACCAAAUACGUUCUCACUACGGUAACCUAUGGAUUAGCACCAUCAUCGUUCCUGGCUACACGAACACUUCGUCAACUCGCUGAAGACGAAGUGAAUUCGUUUCCUCAUGCUGCAGAGGCUUUGAAGAAAGAUUUCUAUAUGGACGAUUUCAUCCGUGGCGAAAAUAGCGUCGAAUCGGCGAUCCAAUUGCGACGAGAGAUGACUGAACUGCUCAAACGAGGAGGUUUUCGACUGAGGAAGUGGUGUUCCAAUAUUCAAGCGGUCCUAGAGGGAGUUCCGGAGGAAGAUUUAGCCACUCAAUCCAACCUAUCGUUCGAUUCCGAUGAAACAAUCAAGACAUUGGGAAUUAAUUGGGAACCAUCUACCGAUCAGUUUCGAUUCAACAUCAGCAGGAAAGAGGGACCCAUCACCAAACGCAAGAUUUUAUCAGAGAUUGCACAGCUAUAUGACCCACUUGGUUUGAUUGCGCCGAUAAUCGUUCGUGCCAAAGUUCUAAUGCAACAGUUAUGGAUGCUGUCGUUGGACUGGGAUGAAGAGAUACCCAUCGAAAUUGAAACAAAAUGGACUAAAUUUGUCAAUGAACUGCCAUACCUUGCCAAUUUCCGUAUAGAUCGGUAUGCCUUCGAGGAGGGAGAUGUACAAUUGCAUUGCUUUGCGGAUGCAUCCGACGUCGCUUACGGUGCAUGUUUAUAUGUUCGUUCGGUAGGGAUCAAUCAAGAAGUGAAGGUCGAAUUACUAACUUCGAAAUCAAGGGUGGCCCCAUUGAAAAAGCGGAGUAUUCCACGGUUGGAGUUAUGUGCGGCUCAAAUUGCUGCUCAUUUAGCUACAAAGGUUCGCAGUGCUUUGGAUUUAGAGCUUCGAUCCAUUUGGUUUUGGUCUGAUUCCAUGGUGGUUUUGCAUUGGCUCCGCUCUCCAUCUCAAACAUGGAAAACGUUCAUUUCGAAUCGUGUUGCCGAUAUACAAAUCCUCACCCAUGGUUCCAGGUGGCGACACGUGCCCGGAUUGGAAAACCCUGCCGACUUGGUGUCACGCGGAAUGGAAGCUGAACAGUUGAUGACGAGCAGACUCUGGAAGCAUGGACCCGACUGGUUGCAGAAGGGGGAAGAUACCUGGCCGAAACAGGUACUCACUCUUGCCGGUUCAUCGGAAGUGUUACUUGAACGUGAAUGUUACCAAAAGGAGCUGCGUGGUCUCAAAAAGGGUCAACCAGUGAACAAUCAGUCUACAUUGAAACAUUUAAACCCAUUUGUGGAUGAUUCCGGAAUUAUACGCGUUGGUGGCCGGCUUAGAUUCUCCACAGAACCCUAUGGUACCAAACACCCGAUUCUCUUACCGGGCUUCCACCAUUUCACGCGAUUGCUGAUAACAUCUUAUCAUCGUAAACUACUACAUGGAGGCAUUUCACACACACUUUCCGUAGUUCGCGAUGACUUCUGGCCAACCAACGGUAGAAGAGCCGUUCGCAGUAUAAUUCGGAACUGCGUCCGCUGUACCCGAACCAAUCCCCAUCCUAUUCAACAGCCUGUUGGACAAAUUCCUCCAGCUAGAAUCACUCCCAGCCGGCCAUUUGCUUCAACCGGCAUAGAUUAUUGUGGUCCAGUAUACGUAAAAGCAAAACUUCGCAAAGGUGCACCAAUCAAAGCUUAUAUAGCGCUCUUCGUAUGCUUCAGUACCAAGGCUGUUCAUAUUGAACUGGUGGGAGAUUUAUCCACAUCAUCCUUCAUCUCUGCACUGAAAAGAUUUAUCGCUCGUCGUGGCUUGCCAGCGAACAUUUAUUCUGACAAUGCCACGAAUUUUGCUGGAGCUAGGCAUGAGCUGCAUGAACUUUACCGAAUGCUAAAUGAUCGAAUGGAGAAUGCUCAUAUCGCUACCUGUCUCGCAACGAAUGAAAUAAAGUGGCACAUGAUCCCCCCUCGUACGCCAAACUUCGGCGGCUUAUGGGAAGCUGCUGUUAAAGUGGCUAAACGGCACUUACUACGUCAAGUUGGAAACAGUACGUUACUACAAGAAGAUCUCGAAACAGUGUUGGUGCAAAUCGAGGGGUGUAUGAAUUCUCGCCCUCUGGUCGUGUUAUCAGACGACCCCAACGACCUUCAAGCGCUCACACCUGGACAUUUCUUGGUGGGCUCAUCCCUGCAAGCCAUUCCGGAGCCCGAUUUAAGAGAAACACCAAUCAAUCGUUUGGAUCGAUACCAGCUAGCCCAGCAGAAAGUUCAGCAUUUUUGGUAUAGAUGGACACGUGAGUAUUUGAAGGAGUUACAGCGUCAACCGAAGGUCAACCCACGAAAGAUCGAUCUCAAGGUUGGUCAAGUAGUGAUCCUGCAAGACCAACAGCUACCGCCAUUACGCUGGCCUCUGGCCCGCAUUCUGGAAUUACACCCCGGACAAGAUGGUGUGGUACGAGUCAUAACUCUCCGUACUGCAGCUGGAGUUUUCAAGCGACCUACUACGAAGAUUUGCCUGCUACCAUCGGCGAUGGAGGACAUCAUUGAUCGAGACGUUGCCGAUACUACAGACCAUUAA
Toxorhynchites rutilus septentrionalis is the source of this 3996-nucleotide messenger RNA. RefSeq lists its product as uncharacterized. Gene Ontology annotation, biological process: DNA integration. Lineage: Eukaryota; Metazoa; Arthropoda; Insecta; Diptera; Culicidae. The record is from RefSeq and is a predicted model, not a curated record. The transcript has 2 exons. Bases 1 to 3996 code for a protein of 1331 amino acids. Gene Ontology annotation, molecular function: nucleic acid binding.